Messenger RNA from Telopea speciosissima, 2448 nucleotides. Its product is annotated as pollen-specific leucine-rich repeat extensin-like protein 3. The transcript is spliced from 2 exons. The record is from RefSeq and is a predicted model, not a curated record. NCBI's taxonomy places the organism in Eukaryota, Viridiplantae, Streptophyta, Magnoliopsida, Proteales, Proteaceae. Bases 52 to 2343 code for a protein of 763 amino acids. Gene Ontology annotation, molecular function: protein binding.
UCUUCAUUGUGCCCUAUAAGCAGCCUUUGGCCUUUAUCUCCAAUAAAGAAGAUGGUGUUGCGUAGCUUCCCAUCCAAAAUGCAGGCCUCAGGCUGCUUUUUACUUUUCCUCGCCUUUUCUUCUUCUUUAUUCGUUUCCUCUUCCUUAGCUUUGACCAAUGCACAAGCUUCCUGGAUUGCCCGUCGCCAGCUCUUAACCCUCCGUGAGGGCGGUCAUCUACCUGAUAAUUAUGAGUUUGAGGUCGAUCUCAAGAUUAAAUUCGCCAACGAUAGGCUUCGUAGGGCCUACAUUGCCCUCCAAGCCUGGAAGAAGGCCAUAUUUUCCGACCCCCAAAAUCUCACUGGCAAUUGGGUUGGUGCUAAUGUCUGCGACUACAAUGGCGUUUUCUGCGCCCCAGCCCUUGAUGACCCAUCGAUUAAUGUCGUGGCCGGUGUCGACCUCAACAAAGCUGACAUCGCCGGGUACCUGCCCCCCGAGCUUGGUCUCCUAACCGAUCUGGCUCUCUUCCACAUUAACUCAAACAGGUUUUGUGGGAUCGUUCCACCAAGCUUCGGUAAGCUGCCAUCUCUCUACGAGCUGGACAUUAGCAAUAACCGCUUUGUUGGGGGUUUCCCUAAAGAGACACUCUCCAUCCCUGGUCUCAAGUAUUUAGAUAUCCGUUUCAAUGACUUCGAAGGAGAACUCCCAUCGGAGCUCUUUGAGAAGGAUUUGGACGCAAUUUUCGUGAACAAUAACAGAUUCAGUGGUAAAAUCCCUGAUUCUCUGGGUAAUACCCAUGCUUCUGUUGUGGUGUUCGCCAACAACAAGUUCAGCGGUUGCAUUCCAGGAAGCAUAACAAAGAUGGGCUCAUUGGAAGAGAUUAUCUUCAUGAAUAACAAUCUGUCUGGUUGCGUUCCUCCAGAAUUUGGGCUUUUAGGGAACGCUACCGUUCUCGAUUUGGCAGGGAAUAACUUGGUUGGUUCUUUGCCAACCAGUUUCUCUGGGUUGAAGAAUGUGGAGUUGUUGGAUAUUUCUGGUAACAAAUUGACUGGAUUUGUGCCUCAGAACUUGUGCCAAUUACCUAAAUUGCAGAAUUUCACAUUCUCUUACAAUUACUUCAAGGGUGAGGCACCUGAGUGUUUAGCAACAAAGGAAUCAGAGUUGGUGUUGGACGAUACGAACAAUUGCUUGGCUGGUAGGCCGGAACAGAAGACAGCAAGCGAAUGUUUGCCUGUGCUGAGCAGACCAGUGGAUUGCACCAAGUUGAAGUGUGGAAAUCCAGCAACACCAUCUCCAAAGCCAACACCACCCACCCCAAAACCACAACCACCACCUGCACCAGUCUCAACUCCACCACCAGUUGUGACACCUACACCUCCUGCACCAGUCUCGACUCCACCUCCACCACCAGCAUCAGUCCAAUCCCCCCCACCACCGGUGAACUCUCCCCCACCACCAGUCGUCCACUCCCCACCACCACCAGUGAACUCUCCCCCACCACCACCAGUUGUCCGCUCCCCACCACCACCAGUGAACUCUCCCCCACCACCACCAGUUGUCCGCUCCCCACCACCACCAGUGGUGCACUCUCCUCCACCACCAGUCGUCCACUCCCCACCACCACCAGUGAACUCUCCCCCACCACCAGCAGUGGUGCACUCUCCUCCACCGCCAGUCGUCCACUCCCCACCACCACCAGUGAACUCUCCCCCACCACCACCAGUGGUGCACUCUCCUCCACCACCAGUCGUCCACUCUCCCCCACCACAAGUCGUCCACUCCCCACCACCACCAGUCGUCCACUCCCCUCCACCACCAGUGGUGCACCCUCCACCACCACCAGUCGUCCACUCCCCACCACCACCAAUGGUCCAGUCCCCACCACCACCAGUCGUUCACUCCCCACUACCACCAGUCGUCUACUCUCCCCCACCACCAGUCGUCUACUCCCCACCACCACCAGUCGUCCCUUCUCCACCACCACCAGUCGUCCACUCUCCACCACCACCAGUGAACUCUCCCCCACCACCAGUCGUCCACUCCCCACCACCCACACCAGUCAAGUCUCCACCACCACCAGUGCAAUCCCCUCCACCACCCGCACUAGUCUCCUCUCCACCACCCCCAGUGGUGUUACUCCCACCACCCACAUCAGUCUCCUCUCCACCACCACCCACACCAGUCUCCUCUCCACCACCACCACCCACACCAGUCUCCUCUCCACCACCACCAGCUCCAGUCUCUUCUCCACCACCGGCUCCAGUCUCUUCUCCACCACCAGCUCCAGCUGACGAUUUCAUUUUGCCACCAAAUCUUGGGUUCCAGUACUCAUCACCACCUCCACCAAUCUUCCCAGGGUACUGAUUGAGUAGUAGCGCCUCUGCAAUAUUUAUAUUCUUUUUCAUUCAUUUAAAACCCAUGUUUCUGGACAAUGUAACCAAUUAAUUUUCUUCAUUAUUUCAUUCAAGA